Messenger RNA from Phaedon cochleariae (mustard beetle), 1074 nucleotides. The record is from the annotation of a GenBank genome assembly. NCBI's taxonomy places the organism in Eukaryota, Metazoa, Arthropoda, Insecta, Coleoptera, Chrysomelidae.
AUGCCUAUUCCAAGUCACUGCACUGUCGCGAUGGGCAAAGACUAUUAUAAAAUUCUCGGCAUCUCGAAAAACGCCAGCGACGAUGACGUCAAAAAGGCCUACAGGAAGCUAGCACUGAAAUACCACCCCGAUAAGAACAAUGCCCCAGGGGCUGCUGAGAAAUUCAAAGAAGUCGCCGAAGCCUACGAGGUCCUCUCCGACAAGAAGAAACGCGACGUUUUCGAUGCCUACGGCGAAGAGGGCCUCAAGAACGGUGUCCCAGGAGGUGGUACCAAUGAUUUCGGAACCUCAGGCUUCACGUAUACCUUCCACGGAGAUCCGAGAGCCACUUUCGCGCAGUUUUUCGGUAACACGAAUCCGUUCCAGGACUUUUUCGCUGGGUUCAACGAUGCUGCCGAGAAUAAUGAUCCAUUCAGUCAUUUCUUCCACUUGACUACGAAUCGCAGAUCGCCUAGUGUUAAGCAGGAUCCUCCUAUCGAACACGAUUUGUAUGUUGCUUUGGAGGAUAUCGCUAAAGGAUGUACGAAGACCAUGAAGAUAAACAGAAAAGUCUUGAAGAACGGCCGGCUGGAAAGAGAAGACAAAAUGCUGACGAUCAACGUCCAGCCAGGCUGGAGAGCUGGCACCAGAGUUUCAUUCCGGAAAGAAGGUGACCAAGGUCCUGACAGAAUACCAGCAGACAUAGUCUUCAUCAUCAAGGAUAAGCCACAUGAUAUUUUCAAGAGAUGCGGCAGCGAUAUCAGGUUUACGGCUAGCGUCAGCCUGAGAGAAGCCUUGUGCGGUGUCUAUGUGGACGUGCCUCUUUUAGGUGGUGGUUAUGUUACUUUAGACUAUACCAGCGAGGUGAUCGGGCCAGAAAGCAGCCGUAGGUUGGCGGGAAAAGGUUUACCGUAUCCCAAGGAAUCCUCAAAAAGAGGCGAUUUGGUGGUGGAUUUCAAUGUGAGGUUUCCUAAUCAGCUGCCGGAUAGGACUAAGAAGAUUCUGGCUGAUGUGCUUCCCCAAACUUAGGAGGUUGCAUGCGUUUUGUGUAUGUUAAGAUGAAAUAUCCUGGUUAAUAAAAAUAGCGAUGGAAUA